This is a messenger RNA of Raphanus sativus (radish), 1873 nucleotides long. Its product is annotated as 3-phosphoshikimate 1-carboxyvinyltransferase, chloroplastic. The transcript has 8 exons. Gene Ontology annotation, molecular function: 3-phosphoshikimate 1-carboxyvinyltransferase activity. Bases 164 to 1708 code for a protein of 514 amino acids. The record is from RefSeq and is a predicted model, not a curated record. NCBI's taxonomy places the organism in Eukaryota, Viridiplantae, Streptophyta, Magnoliopsida, Brassicales, Brassicaceae. Gene Ontology annotation, biological process: aromatic amino acid biosynthetic process; chorismate biosynthetic process.
UGGGUGGGUUGGUGAAGGAUGUGUGAUUGAUGCCCUCCUCUCCCCCUCACCAAACUCCCUGUUAAUGUUCUUGUAAAAGCCGUCAUUACAAGACCCCCCAAGACCCCUUGAUUACUCGAACAAACAGAGUCCUGUAAAAAAAUUCGAUUUGCUUUCAAUCUCAAUGGCGCAAGCUAGCAAGAUCUGCCACCAGAACCCAUGUGUUAUCUCCAAUCUCCUCUCCAAAUCAAACCAAAGCAAAUCACCCUUCUCCGUCUCGCUGAAGACAACGCAGCAGCCGCCUCGAGCUUCCUCGUGGGGAUUGAAGAAGAGUGUGACGUUGGUAACUCGUCCCACCGUCAAGGUAACAGCUUCCUCCGUUUCCACGGCGGAGAAAGCUUCGGAGAUCGUGCUUCAACCAAUCAGAGAAAUCUCGGGUCUUAUCAAGCUACCCGGAUCCAAAUCUCUCUCCAAUCGGAUCCUUCUUCUCGCCGCUCUAUCUGAGGGAACUACUGUAGUGGACAACUUGUUGAACAGUGAUGACAUCAACUACAUGCUCGAUGCGUUGAAGAAGCUGGGGCUUAACGUGGAACGUGACAGUGUAAACAACCGUGCUGUUGUCGAAGGAUGCGGUGGAAUAUUCCCUGCUUCCUUGGAUGCCAAGGGUGAUAUCGAGCUGUACCUUGGGAAUGCAGGAACAGCCAUGCGUCCACUCACCGCUGCUGUUACUGCUGCAGGUGGCAACGCAAGUUAUGUUCUUGAUGGGGUGCCUAGGAUGAGGGAGAGACCUAUAGGAGAUUUGGUUGUUGGUCUUAAGCAGCUUGGUGCUGAUGUUGAGUGUACUCUGGGGACUAACUGCCCUCCUGUUCGUGUCAAUGCUAACGGUGGCCUUCCCGGUGGAAAGGUGAAGCUUUCUGGUUCAAUCAGUAGCCAGUACUUGACUGCACUCCUCAUGGCAGCUCCUUUAGCUCUCGGAGACGUGGAGAUCGAGAUCGUUGAUAAACUGAUCUCUGUUCCUUACGUUGAGAUGACGUUGAAGUUGAUGGAGCGUUACGGUGUUAGUGCUGAGCAUAGUGAUAGCUGGGAUCGUUUCUUUGUCAAGGGCGGUCAGAAAUACAAGUCGCCUGGUAAAGCUUAUGUAGAAGGUGAUGCUUCUAGUGCUAGCUACUUCUUGGCUGGUGCUGCCAUUACUGGUGAAACUGUCACUGUUGAAGGCUGUGGAACAACUAGUCUGCAGGGAGAUGUGAAAUUCGCAGAGGUUCUUGAGAAAAUGGGAUGCAAAGUGUCGUGGACAGAGAACAGUGUGACUGUGACUGGACCAUCCAGAGAUGCUUUUGGAAUGAGACACUUGCGUGCUGUUGAUGUCAACAUGAACAAAAUGCCUGAUGUAGCCAUGACUCUUGCAGUUGUUGCUCUCUUUGCUGAUGGUCCAACCACCAUUAGAGAUGUGGCUAGCUGGAGAGUUAAGGAGACAGAAAGGAUGAUUGCCAUUUGCACUGAGCUUCGAAAGCUUGGAGCUACAGUGGAGGAGGGUUCAGAUUACUGUGUGAUCACUCCACCAGCAAAGGUGAAACCUGCGGAGAUUGAUACAUAUGAUGAUCAUAGAAUGGCAAUGGCAUUCUCUCUUGCGGCUUGUGCUGAUGUUCCAGUCACCAUCAAGGAUCCUGGUUGCACAAGGAAGACUUUCCCUGACUACUUCCAAGUCCUUGAAAGUAUCACAAAGCACUAAAAAAAGAUCCAAAUGUGACAUUGUGUUUGUUUCUUCCUCUCUGUUGCCACUGUAACAUUUAUUAGAAGAACAAAGAGUAUUAUGAUUGUUUGCUUGUACUGAAACUGAUUGAGAUGCAAUCGUUGAAUUGGGCUUUAUUAUUAAAGGACUGUUUGUGAAUUGUGA